AUGUCCGACACCGGCAGACAGUCUCUCACCGACAAGGCCGGCUCCGCUAUGAAGCCCGACAGCCAGAAGUCGUACACCGAGCAGCUUGGUGACGCCGCCAAGGGCACCUACGAUUCGAUCGCAUCGACCGUUCAGCCCGAGAGCGAGAAGUCUAUGGGCCAGCAGGCCUCUGACACCAUCAGCGGUAACUCCAACGAGAACCAGGAGUCCCUUACCAGCAAGGCGAAGAACGCCAUGGGUAUGGGCGGCAACCGCAACCAGUAG
Epithele typhae is the source of this 264-nucleotide messenger RNA. Its product is annotated as heat shock protein 9/12-domain-containing protein. The transcript is spliced from 4 exons. The record is from RefSeq and is a predicted model, not a curated record. NCBI's taxonomy places the organism in Eukaryota, Fungi, Basidiomycota, Agaricomycetes, Polyporales, Epitheliaceae. Bases 1 to 264 code for a protein of 87 amino acids.